GCGUAAGGUACUGUAGUAGGACCCUGGGAAUGCACCUCAUUGCGGAGAGGCAGGCAAGCAGACAAGCAGCAGGGAGUCGGCUUUCGGCACCCAGGACUAGACUCUCGACCUGGUUUCUAUUACCCCUUCGAUACUCGUUGGCUCCAUCCAACCAUCAACUCUGUGGGGAGGCCUGUGAUGGCCGUGAUCCCUCAACCCCCUCAACCAGUUUCCAUUACCCCUUCAAUACUCGUCCGCUCCCAAUCGCUCCAAUCAACUCUGUGGGGAUGCCCGUGAUUCCGUCGCCGGUUUCCAUUACCCCUUCGAAAUACCCUCUCGCUCCAAUCAACCCUGCGGGGAGGCCUGGGGUUCUGGAGGCCUGGGGUUGUUCUGGAGUCCGACCCCGGGGCCGUCAUCAUCAUCAUGGGCUACGUGAUGCCUACUCUGGAGUUAGCAUCAUACUCCGGAGCACCAUCAUCCCUCACAGACAGGGUUCUCCGUGUUGAGAUGCCUCCAUCCUCCCCAAUGCGGUUAUCCAGAGCACCCGCGGUGGACCCGGCUGGCUUCGACCCACCGGUGCCCUCGACGACAGAGUUCGGUCUCACUCUCGGUACGAAGCCCUUUGGCCUGUCCCGUUCUGUUCAUCUGUCAGUCCUGUGUGUCUAACGCUCUCUCUCUUUAUCUU
Ilyonectria robusta is the source of this 664-nucleotide messenger RNA. RefSeq lists its product as uncharacterized. The record is from RefSeq and is a predicted model, not a curated record. Lineage: Eukaryota; Fungi; Ascomycota; Sordariomycetes; Hypocreales; Nectriaceae. The transcript has 2 exons. Bases 30 to 485 code for a protein of 151 amino acids.